AAAACAAUACUGUAUAUUGGUAUUUUUAGAAAGACUCAAAACCGCUGUAUGUAAUCUUUAAUGUGAAACUCAUGCCAUUUAUAGUUACGUAAGCUGUUUUCAUUACAAAAUAUGUUUCUAUAAAUUGACUCUGCAUCCUAUAAUGUGGUAUGUAAGGACUAUAAAGAGUGAAAAGUUUGAUUUCUUACCACUUAAGUAUGGCUGACAUGAACAAACAGGAGUUUGAUCUGAAGCUGUAGGUAAAUCCUUCUUCAAGCCAAAAUGUUGUAUUAAAUGCAAUCUACUGGUUCUUCCAUUUUCUCUUCCUUCAAGAUCUUAUAAGAAACUGAACGUCAAUAUUUAGUGGCUUAUAUAAUGUAACUUUUUAAUUACAUGUAAAGUAAUUACAACAACUAUAGUCUAUCUGAUGGAGUAUCAAUUGGACAGCAAGCUUUUGUCUUAGUAAAAUGAAAUCUGUUUCUCAUGAAUCUUCCAGGUAAGAUGUAGGGUUUUAAAAAAUGAGUCCUUUAGCUGCUUUCAGCUAUACCAAUUCCUUUUACUAAAUUGAGCUCUAUUUCAAGUCCUUUGGAAUUUUCAAUGAAAAAGGGUUUUCUAACUUUCAAAUAUAUUAAGUGUCAUAUUAAAAUGAAUAUAAAAUGCCUUGAAAGUCCUUUAGAAAGUAUAUAUUGGUUUAUGCCUUCAUGGAGGGUCUGACCAUGUGUGUGUCUUGAAGAAGACGUAAUCCACAAACAGUUUAGCUCCCUAGCUCUGGGUUAUAGAGUAGUAAAAUAAAAUAUUUAAGUUAAUUAAAGAGUGAGGUUCUUCCACUCCAUUAAUGCUGUUUAUCUGUCUUCCAUUUGUUAACAUUAUUUGCUCAACUUAUCAACUGAUGCUUUGAACACUAUCAAAAACUAAGGAUAAACGUUCUCAUAUUUGUAAGCAUGCUUCUCCUGAAAUUUAGCUACAGUACUAAUUGGCAUCAUUAUUCAUCUAUCCUAGUACAAUGGUAGGAUAAAGUGGAAAUGGAACGGCUGGAACUAUGGUAAAGCACUCUUUGGUAUAUCAUGCUGGGCUCCUAAUUUGCAUUAAGUUUGACCACAAAUCAAGCCCCAUCCUCUUAGAAUUCAUUAUACCGUGCUGGUAUCUGAACCUAGUGAAUGAUAUGAUUGGGUGUUUUCCAUUGACAGUGCACGGAUCUCUUUAUAAGGGUGGUUGCUGCAAAUUCCAGUUUUUCCAAAAUCCAUUUUAUUUAGGGUUUAUCCACAAAUUGUGUUCAGUUUGUUAAAACUUUUGUUUCCUAAAUGUCUACAAACCACCUUAUGCCAAAUGUCUUGCAAAUAAUACUCCUUUAAGAUUUCCUUGAAUUUUUACGAAUGUAAAGCAAAUAAAUGUAUUAAUGUAAUUCGUUGAGGAAAAGCUACAUACUGAAGGGCUUCUGUGUAUAAAUUCUGGGAAAGAAAAGCCUAUUUGUAAUCUAUACACUGCAGUUCCAUCUGGGUUUUAAGUUUAGAUUUCAGCAUGUCUUAGUGCUUCAGUCUAUUGAUUUAUUGGAACAAGUAAUAAAUAGGAGCAGUGACGUAUGAAAAUGCAAGUAUUCAUUAAUGUUUUAUAUCUUCAUAAAAAUUCCGUGGUUAUGAAGCUGUAUUUUAGCAAUCAAGAUGUUAAAGAGAUCAGAGCAGUGAAAAUUUAUAAAGAUAGUUUGGUAGUGUGUACAGAAAUAGACUAGAUUUAGAGGUAGGGUAGGUCAGAAAGUGAACAUAAAGCUGCAGAAAUUUUAUAAGAUUUAAAUUCAGUAUGAGGAAUAACUCUAAUUCUGUCUUACGAGCCUUUUCUGAAAGCCGUCUGAGUUGACAUUCUUAUUGGAGCUGUAGGCCGAAUUGUGCGAAGAUAAAAGUAAAAAUUAAGUUUUUAUUUUACUGUAUCAGGGAAUGGAAACAGAAACUGGUGUGAAAGCUGCUCAUGUGUACUGGUGAACUAGGCAUGCAGACAGUUGAUGGACAAGGCCGUAUUUUGUGUGUUUAUCCCAGUUCCUCAGUUGAGGUCAUUUGAAAGUUAUAAAUGUUCUAAGUAAGAUCUUAAGGCAAGGAACAAAUAACAUGGAAUUCUGUUUUGAAGGACAAGAGAGUAUACGCAGAAAAGCAGUCCCAGUCGGGCUUUUCAUCUGUGUCAGAUUUGAACCUAUAUAAAUCCCCACAGAGCACGGGUAGUCGAUACCAGUGGGAAGGAAAACAGUCAUUGCUUGAUGAUUACUUCCUUUUUGUACCCACCUUCGGUUUGUGUAGGUCAUAUUCCAACUGGCUUUUUAGUAAUAGAUAUCCAGUAUAUACUGUAUCAAAUACAUUUGAGGUUCUAAUCUAGUCUGUUAAUCUAACUAAAGUUGGAUUUUUAAAAUAAUAAAAAGUUAAAUGUACUUUCCUUGAAUGCUUUAUUUCUUUCCUUUUUGAAACAAGUGAACCAGGCUUAAGGGAUAACCCAUUAUUACUGGUAUGCAUAUGAAGCGUUUACUGAUACGAUAGCCUUCCACAGUUAAACAGGAAUCCGCAAACUUUUGCUGUAAAGGGCAGAUAGGAAAUAGUUGAGGCUUUGAGUGCCAGAUGCAACUACUCUACCUUUGUAGCACAACAGCCAUAGUAGAUAGGACACAAACCAGCGAGCAUGGCAGUUUUCCAAUCCGACAACAACAAAAAUGGCCAAUGGGCUACAGUUUGCUGACCCCUGAAAUGAAGGAUUUAAAAGAUUUAAAAUUUAAGAUUUGAUUUUUCCCCCAACUUCUUACUUUGGAAAAAAAAAAAUUAAAUAUACAGAAAGUUGAAAGGAUGGUACAAUGAAUAAGGUUUGUCUUUAGAAAAUUAUUUUUCUCUUUUAUUAUCAUUCUUUUGACUUCUGUGUACAAGCUCUGACUCCUACACUCAAACCCCACUACCCCCAUGCCUGUCAUUCUGACUGAUCAUACAUUGUCUAGGCAAAGCAGUGCCACCCAUGUUCCCUCACAACCAUUCUGUGAAGCUGAUAGGGUAGACCACUGCAUAUUCUAGAAAAGAAGCUAGAGCAACCAAAGAGUAUAUUAUUUUAAGCUGAAAGUAAUCAAGAUUAGAUUAGGGUCCUCUUGACCACUGUCACUGUUAAAAUGGGGAUACCACCUCUCUAGCCUGUGGAGCAGAUAAUAUAGGGUAAAGAUCAUAUUGAAAAUGAGUGUUUUAUACCAACGGAAGGGGUUAUUUUUAUUGUGCUACAUCAAAAUCAGUAAUUUCUCCAGGUCUAUUGGUACUUCUGUUUUUCGUCUCCAGUUUUAACUAGUUAUUGAAAUCCUUGUUAACCUUCUUAGUCCUUUUCUUCCCCUGAUUUUAUUAGCUGCCUCAGUCAAUACCUAUACUUGACAAUUCCUGUUGGCCAUAUAGUUUAAGUUAGAGUAAAUUUGGAUUACUUCUGAUCUCUAAUGAACAGUUUUUGUGUGGUUGGAAAUUUUAAAUAUUUAUUUGACACAGAGCAAGAGAGAGAGGAGAAGCAGGGGGAACAGCAGGCACCCUGCUGAGCAAGGAGCCCGACGACAUGGGACUCCAUCCCAGGACCCCGGGAUCAUGACCGGAGCCGAAGGCAGACACUUAAUGAGUGAACCACCCAGGCGCCUCCCCCCUUUUUGAGAACUAUUUUAUUAAACUGUUAAUCUACAGUUUAACAUUAGAAAAAGGGAGAGGGGCGCCUGGGUGGCUCAGUCGUUGGGCGUCUGCCUUCGGCUCCGGUCAUGAUCCCGGGAUCCUGGGAUCGAACCCCACGUCGGGCUCCCUGCUCGGCGGGAAGCCUGCUUCUCCCUCUUCCACUCCCCCUGCUUGUGUUCCCUCUCUCGCUAUGUCUCUCUCUGUCAAAUAAAUAAAAUCUUUUAAAAAAAAGGGGGGGAAUGUGCCUCCACUGGGACAUGUGGAGUCAAUGGUAAUAUAGUCUACAAAUGUAUUUUAAAUCAUUUUAAAAACUGCAUGUUUAAGGUGAUAAAAGUUUCAGAUUUACAAAGUGCAGGAGAUGGUUGUAGGGAGAGGUUGAUGUAAGUCAUUUUAACUGGCCACUGUCCUGGUUAUUCAUAGUGGCUCAGUCUAAGCUACUAAGAUUCUGGGACUUAACCUUGAAGGUCAUUGACGGGAGGGGAGGGUCUAGAGAGUGAAAUAUGGAAGGUGACUCCCAAGUUGGGGUUGGUUACCAGUCGGGUAGCGCAGACAUACAUAGGUAAGUGUCGUAAGUGUGGUAAGCUAUUAUAACAGGUGUUGGCAGGAGGAUGCAAGCUGUGUGUUAUCAGGUUGUACCCAGCAGAGACAUGGAGUGUGAAGCAGCAAGACUCUGUUAGGGUGACUGCAAGGUGUUCAAUGCAACAAGAGUGGCGAGUGGACAGAGGUGGAAGGAGCCAAGGCUAGAAGUGUGAACGGAAGGCCUGAUGGUAGAUCAGAAGUUCUGGUGUGUUGGAGGAGCUCGGAUAAAGGUUUUGGAGAAGAGCUACAAGGGGUUUUGAGCAGCUGUUAAAGAUUGUAACUUAAAUAUCUUAAUAACCUUCUCUAAGGAACUCAAAGUGCCUUCUCAGUGGUAAUGUAAACAAAGGAAUGAGCCAGCAGAUGAGAGUGUCUGCUUUAUUCGACAGGUUCUGCUCCCUGCGUUGGAGGAGAUGAUGAUGUGUAGUGGCCUGGAAUGGCAAAAUGAGAAAGUGGCCUGUGUGGAGUAGUUGAGGAUAAAACUUAGGGGUUGUGCAGGGGUUCGAGAGCUGCUGCAAGAGAACUGGUCUGCUCUGGGUAUUCGGAAAUAGGUGGAAUGAGUUGGGUGGAGGACAGACAUCUGACUAAACGGGGGGGGGGGGAAAGCUUGUAUACUUGGCAGGCUUUCCACAGGACCAUGAGCUAUGGGGGAGGAAACCCACAAAAAUUAUGAAUAAUCAUGGAUGUAAUGGAACUACGACGAGCAGCUUUAGAGCAUAAAGCCUUUUAUUCUACCUCUAGUUUUCCCAUGGGAUUUAAAUUUAAAAAUGCAUAUUUUAAAAAUUAUGUGAACCCAGAUUAGAGUUUAAUAUAUAAAAGUAAUUUGUGAAAUCAGGAACUAUGGAGCUGAUAAAAAUUAUUAACCAUCCCUCUUCAGCUGUUCCUAUCUAAUCUCUCAAUACUGUGAUCCAAAUGUUUUGUUGCUAUUUGUUGACUGAGAGCCAAAGUAGCAGCAAAACAAGGCUUCUGACAUAAAACUGUGCAGCUUGCUCACUCAGGAACACCACUGUCUUCUAAAUAUUUGGACAAAGACUGUUGGUGAGAAGACCUGGCAGCUACUCACCAGGUGGGGAUUAGAGGCAAUAAAAGCUCACAACCUCAGGGCUUAUACAAGAGGUCUCCUGUAAUGUCCUACUUUCCAGAGGAAUUCCCUGCUAAUGAGGAAGCCAGUUGGCUCUUUGCCUAGUGCCAUCUGGAGACCUGGAGGUGUCACAGAAGUUUGUUAGGCUUUUUAGAUGUUGACUUUGUGGACUUGGUGACCUUCAUUGGGUUCAAUGCAGGGAACUAUGGCGUUGGGUUUGACUCCUUCCAGCAUUCAGGCAGAAAUGCCAUUCAACCCCUUCCCACACCUAUCACAUGUUUAAUGGCCACUUGGCCUCUUCCCUGCCAUUUGGUGACAUCCAUUCCCCCCAGAUUUCUUUCUCCCACUUAGGAGUUCCAAAUCAGAUCAUCUUGCCCAAUCUGGGUCCAUUCUGUAUGUGCCCAUUCAAUGAUGAAACAGGGUCAACUUGGAUUUCUUUUUAAGGGUGAAGACAAAAUACCCAAAAGCCACCUUCCAGUGGUUAAGUUUUGAACCAUUACUGAUUUGAAGGACUUGUUAUCUUAGUUAAUAGGUAAGACAGAUUACCAUAAUGCAAGAAAUUAGAGUCCUGUAUAUAGAGUCCAGCUCUGGGCUCCCUAUCAGCUAGUUUGUCAUUAAUGGCUGUGAAAUCAUGUGGAAACCCAAAAGGAAGUUCAGUUCAUUUUUUGCUUGCAGUUUAAAUGAAAAAAGAUUCUACUGGGUGUGAUGCUGAACAAUCUCUACACAUUGGUGUGUUUUACUCCUUGAUUAGGGCAAUUUUGCUUGCAUAAAAAGGUCUUUGAAAUGCCUCAUGGUAAUAGUACUUUUUAUGUCUAUAAAAAUGGCUCAGCUCUGACAAUUUUUACAUUUAAGGUACAGCGUGGGAGUGGGUUUCAAGUAUCUCUUGAUUAUUCUUCUGAAUUAUUUGGGCAUAUGUUUUUAAUUGGCAAAAAAUAACCAGACUUCAGAAAUUGGUCAUUUUUAUUCCAUCAAGUUAAUGGUGAGUGGCUUAUUUAAUAAAAACAUGUCUGUAAUGUAACACAAAUAGCACGUACAGCUGUUCAUUUGUCAAUCUUUUUGCCUGUAUGAGGCAUCUUAAACAGUUUUGCUAAAGGAUAGGUCACCAAGAGGGGAAAUCUGUCAUUUUAAAUAAUUCUUCCCCUAAGGCACCGUAUCACCAGCCACCACGUUGGAUGAGGUGGGUGCUGCAGCAAGCGUCCUUCGUGGCUGGACGAGGGAUGUUGAGAAAGCUGAGAGAAUCGUAAUCUUUUAUUUUUUUCUGAGCUGAAAGCUACCAGCGAGAAGAUUAACUUCAUUCCUCAGGAGAAACGAUUGUCCGAAAGCACAGAGCCAGUCGGUUAACGACGCGGACCGCGCACACCGGGCUACUCGUCCUGAGCUCGGAGCCGCCGCCACUGCUGCCUGCCUUCGCCCACGUGUGCGUCAGGGAGUUGUAAAGUGAGUUACGCCAACAAAUAAGCGGGAAGUCCAGCCUUGAUCUUCAGGAGCAACAUUCUCGGGGGGCCAGAGGCCGAAGUGGCGCCGACAGAAGGGCGCCCUGGGCUCGGUGGGAGCUCCGCGGGCCCUUGCCUUCGGCAUCUUCACCUCGCUCCCCUUUCUCCGAAGUUGCGGAGGUGCCUGGAAGAGGAGGGGCCUCGCCUCGGGCGCCCGAGUGAUUGGCUGCCCGGGGCCCCCGGCGAGGGCUGUGUGGUCCAGCCCGGGUGGAGAGGGGCGGAGCGGCCACUGCUCCAACCACCGCCACCACCGCCACAGCCGCAGCCGCCGCAGCCUCGGGCGCCGGGCAAGAAGCUCCGGGCGGCGGCUUCCCGGGCGCCCCGACGCGGACCGGGGCGCCGCGCUCUGCUCGCUCCGCGCCCGAGCCAUGCCGGGCAGCCGUGCGUAAUCGCCGCGCCGCCGCCGACCUGCCCUGUGCGCGGUCCCUGGUCCAGCGGAGCUUUCCGUGCUCGCAUCUCCCUCGUUCUCCGUCGGCCCCUCGCAACCAUGCCCCGGGCGACUGCUCUCGGGGUCCCGAUGCCCCUGCUGCUGCCUGUCCUGCUGCUGCUGCUACCGCCGCUGCGCCGCGGCGCCGGGGGGCUGGCGGAGCUCUCGGACGCCGCCCCGGACUCUUCGGCGCUGGAAGGCGGGGAGGGCGCGGAGCAGCAGCUGGAGCAUUACCACGACCCGUGCAAAGCCGCUGUCUUUUGGGGAGACAUUGCCUUAGAUGAAGAGGACCUGAAGUUAUUUCACGUCGACAAAGCCGGAGACUGGAUCAAGCAGUCAGCAGAGGAAGGGGAACAUAGCACAGGUGGGCUGGAGAAGCAGCAAUCUGAGAGCCGGGAGAACGCGACUGCCACCAAUACCAGCGGCGAGGAAGCUAGACGGGAUGGCGAGGAGAAUGCCAUGCUUCUGCCCAGCCCCAGGACCUCACACGCCAGAGCUGAGACCUUUUCUUCUCGGGUCCGAAGAGCCACAACCUCGAGGACAGAGAGAAUAUGGCCCGGAGGGGUCAUCCCCUACGUCAUCGGCGGGAACUUCACUGGAAGCCAGAGGGCCAUUUUUAAGCAGGCCAUGAGACACUGGGAGAAGCACACCUGUGUGACCUUCAUAGAAAGGACUGAUGAAGAGAGCUUUAUUGUGUUCAGUUACAGAACCUGCGGCUGUUGUUCCUACGUUGGGCGCCGAGGAGGAGGCCCACAGGCCAUAUCCAUUGGGAAAAACUGUGACAAGUUUGGCAUCGUGGCGCACGAGUUGGGCCAUGUGGUUGGGUUCUGGCAUGAACACACCCGGCCAGACAGAGACCAGCAUGUCACCAUCAUCAGAGAAAACAUCCAACCAGGUCAGGAGUAUAAUUUCUUAAAAAUGGAAGCUGGGGAAGUGAGCUCUCUGGGAGAGACGUACGACUUUGACAGCAUCAUGCACUACGCCCGGAAUACCUUCUCAAGAGGAGUUUUCUUAGACACCAUCCUCCCCCGCCGAGACGACAAUGGCAUCAGGCCAACCAUUGGCCAGCGCGUGCGGCUCAGUCAGGGAGACAUAGCUCAAGCCAGGAAGCUGUACAAAUGCCCAGCGUGUGGGGAGACCCUGCAGGACACAACAGGAAAUUUUUCUGCACCUGGUUUCCCAAAUGGCUACCCUUCUUACUCCCACUGUGUCUGGAGGAUAUCGGUCACUCCGGGGGAAAAGAUCAUCCUAAACUUCACAUCCAUGGAUUUGUUUAAAAGCCGCCUGUGCUGGUACGACUAUGUGGAGGUCCGGGAUGGUUAUUGGAGAAAAGCGCCCCUGUUGGGUAGGUUUUGCGGCGAUGAAGUGCCGGAGCCCCUCACCUCCACGGACAGCUGGCUCUGGGUGGAGUUCAGGAGCAGCAGUGGCAUCUUGGGCAGGGGUUUCUUCGCGGUGUACGAAGCUACGUGUGGGGGAGACAUUAACAAAGAUGCUGGUCAGAUUCAAUCUCCCAACUACCCGGAUGACUACAGACCUUCCAAGGAAUGUGUUUGGAGGAUUACGGUUUCGGAAGGGUUUCACGUGGGGCUUACCUUCCAAGCUUUCGAGAUCGAAAGGCAUGACAGCUGCGCAUACGACUACCUGGAAAUCCGCGACGGCCCCACGGAAGAGAGCGCCCUGAUUGGCCAUUUUUGUGGCUACGAGAAGCCGGAAGAUGUGAAAUCCAGUUCCAACAGAAUGUGGAUGAAGUUUGUGUCCGACGGCUCUAUCAAUAAAGCGGGCUUUGCAGCCAAUUUUUUCAAGGAGGUGGAUGAGUGUUCCUGGCCAGAUCAUGGUGGGUGUGAGCAGCGCUGUGUGAACACUCUGGGCAGCUACAGGUGCGCAUGUGAUCCUGGCUACGAGCUGGCUGCUGAUAAGAAGAUGUGUGAAGUGGCCUGUGGCGGUUUUAUUACCAAGCUGAACGGGACCAUCACCAGCCCUGGGUGGCCGAAGGAGUAUCCUACAAACAAAAACUGCGUCUGGCAGGUGGUGGCCCCUGCUCAGUACCGGAUCUCCCUUCAGUUUGAAGUGUUUGAAUUGGAAGGCAAUGAUGUCUGCAAGUACGACUUCGUGGAGGUACGCAGUGGUCUGUCCCCCGAUGCCAGGCUGCACGGCAAAUUCUGCGGCUCUGAGAUGCCCGAAGUCAUCACCUCCCAGAGCAACAACAUGCGUGUGGAGUUCAAGUCAGACAACACGGUCUCCAAACGCGGCUUCAGAGCCCACUUCUUCUCAGACAAGGACGAGUGUGCCAAGGACAACGGCGGGUGCCAGAACGAGUGUGUCAACACGUCUGGGAGCUACCUGUGCCGGUGCAGAAAUGGGUACCAGCUCCUCGAGAACGGGCACGACUGCAAGGAAGCUGGCUGCGCGCACAAGAUCAGCAGUGCAGAGGGGACCCUGGCGAGCCCCAACUGGCCCGACAAGUACCCCAGUCGGAGGGAGUGUACCUGGAACAUCUCUUCCACCGCGGGCCACCGGGUGAAACUCACAUUUAACGAGUUUGAGAUCGAGCAGCACCAAGAAUGUGCCUACGACCACCUGGAGCUGUACGACGGGCCCGACAGCCUGGCCCCCACCCUUGGCCGUUUUUGUGGCAGCGAGAAACCGGGCCCCGUGGUGGCUUCGGGCAGCAGCCUGUUCCUCAGGUUUUAUUCAGAUGCCUCUGUGCAGAGGAAAGGUUUCCAGGCGGUGCACAGCACAGAGUGCGGGGGCAGGCUGAAGGCUGAAGUGCAGACCAAAGAGCUGUAUUCCCACGCCCAGUUUGGGGACAACAACUACCCGAGCCAGGCCCGCUGCGACUGGGUGAUCGUGGCGGAGGACGGCUACGGGGUCGAGUUGAUCUUCCGGACCUUUGAGGUGGAGGAGGAGGCCGACUGUGGCUAUGACUACAUGGAGGCCUACGACGGCUACGACAACAUGGCCCCCAGGCUCGGCCGCUUCUGUGGCUCUGGGCCAUUGGAAGAGAUCUACUCUGCAGGAGAUUCUCUGAUGAUUCAGUUCCACACGGAUGACACCAUCAACAAGAAAGGCUUUCACGCCCAAUACACCAGCACCAAGUUCCAGGAUGCCCUGCACAUGAAGAAGUAACAUCGAUGUUCAUGAAAGACAGGAACUGAGAAUGUGUUUUAUAACAACAGCACCUUGUGAAUCUGCCCUAAACCAGUGUAAAGUUUUUUUUUUUUCCUCAAACAAAAACUCAAAAUCUAGCCUUGGAGGUAUGGAUCUGGUGAAGUUCAGCCAAGAAGGUGGAAAGAUGUUUCUUUGAUUCUGGCCACAGUGUUAUCAAUCAUGGACUUUGAGAGAAGAUUAAGGUUUUGAAGUCACUCACCACUCAAGCUAUGCCUGGUCAUACUCAUUCUCCUUGUCCCUUGCUCCUACAGGACAAGAGGCCAGCCCUUGGGUUGGUCACUCCUCUAUUUCUGGACGUGCUUUGGUAGGUGCCAGGCAAUGUGACUGUGUCCUGGAGACUCAGGCUGUCUUCUGUCCACAUUGAGCAGUGAGGAUAAAAGCUUGGCCGUGGCUGAUUUGUUACUCACAGCUCUGGCUGGAGACUUUUGCUUUCUGUCUGCCAGGGACAUGUCAGCCAGGAAACCUGAGAAUACGGAUGUCAGGCCUGAAAAAGAACUCGCAGGAAGCAGUGCACAGAGGGAGCUGGAGUAUAAGCAUCCUUGUCACCACGCUAGUAGACAUCAAGCCUCCCCUCUGGGUCAUUGGCUCUCCUUGCCACUUCGGGUUUCCCCCAUGCCUACUUGCAUUAGGAGGUUAAGGCAUCCACUGUGAAUUCCAUCAACACAUCUGCUGUUGAGAGUCCCAGUGUGCCGAGAAGAAAACAUCCUGCCUCCUCCUGAUACUCCUUUCCUGGCUGACUUCAGAAGACCCCACCUGUGCUUGGGAUUCCAUGGGCUUAGAAGACCAUUUCCUCCUCCAGCUUUGGAGGCACUUGCUGUGGUUGACCUUGACUUCUUGACAACUGAUUCAAACUGCAUUUGCAAGACGUGCAAAGACAGCCCAUGAGGGACCAGUUGAAAACUGGUUAAUUAUAAGUCAUGUAAUCAUCUGUGGGAGGAGUCAACCUGUGACUAACUUCCUAUCACCGGUCAGGUUAAAAAGAGUGCAUUGGUAACUUCGCUCAGGCUAACUGGUAUUCAAUCACCAACUUGCAAUCAGAAUUUACCACACUUGGCACUUGUUCUAGAGAAGUGUAGAGGAUGUUGUUUACAUAAUUUUAGGACCUCCACGUGUACCUUAAACAGUGAGGUAGUUUUGAAUGGCAUUUCAUUAAGGCAUCUAUGGGCAUUAUGAGCUAAAAGCUGUGGUAUGUUAGCUUUAAAAGAGUAUUUAUGUUGGAAUAAUUUUUAAAUAAUGUUUACAUAAUUCUAAGUCCUGUUGGGUUGGUAUUGAGCACAGGACAGCACACGAGAGUGUUUCCCGUGAGACCCAUGAUAGCUCCCAAGCACCAGAAUUCCUUUGGGAUGAAGCGACAUCAUUUUAAACAAAGUAUUUGUAAAAGCUUAAAAGUUGUAUUUUUUAAAGAUCAGAAUAUGCCCCCAGAGGACUAUGUCUAAUUAAAAUGAUGGCUGGGAGUAAAACAAACAAAGGAUAAUACAAAGAAAGGUAGAAGAGAUGCAUGGAAAUAUUUUUUUCUUUAAAACAGAAAGAAGUUCAAAGUAUUAUUAUUAAUAAUAAUAUAUGUCUGUAUAUAUGUAUGUAUGUAAAGGACCAGCUGUCAGAGCCUUAAUCGAUGCAGUGUGACAGAUGCCGACCCGCUGACCGUAGCUUUACUGAGCAGGCCCUCCUGGACCAGCCCUGCAUUUUAUGUGUGUCGUUCGCCAAGCCCUCUCUUGGCCCUGGAUGGAGAUUCGGCCUGAUUCUCACAUCGAGACACAUCCCAGGCCCUGCCUCGGGGGCACUCGGGCUCAGCAGUGGGAGCCCCUUAUCUUGUGGUCCAACCUGCCUGCGAAGGUAAAUCCCAGCUCUCAGAUUUUUGUAUUUUCUGGGGUUUUACUUUGUCUUAUCAUAUCUGUCAACGUUGAAGCUGAAAGCAGAAUACAUAAGGUGGCUAUUAGAGGUCUUUCUCCAACAACAGGAAAAAUCUGUCCUUUCGACCUCUUAGAAGCCUGAAUAAAAUCAACGAAAUCUAUGGAAAAGUGGGAGAGAGUCAGAAACAGAGUUGGUUCUGCCUUAGUGUUGGUCACCCUCGUGAAACAAUGGUACUUAUUUUUAUCUCUGUAGUAUGAAUAUUGUCAAAAACCCCCAACUUGGCCAACUUGAAACAAUGGAACACUUAUGAAAACCUUUAGUGAGGCCUUCUGCGAGUGACGUACUCCCAGACAAGACAAGCCCUGAUUCAGCUGGGGCCGUCCAGACCGCACCCCUGGAAGCUCACUUGGAGAUUGAUGCCCUGGCUUAGCGAGAGAAGGUCCACUCGGCAGGAAGACCCAGGCCCCCUGCCGAAGCUCCUCACAGGACACCUUGCACCAGCCUGCUUUGUCCUUUAACUGGGUGCUAGGCCUUGGGGAUGUCACAGAAGUCCAAGACUAGCUUAGGUUCACAGAAUUACCUUGAUGACCUGAUGAAAUAUUUGGAGUCUGGGUCAUCAGCCUGGUCCAGUUCUAGUGUCAUCUGGUCUGGCAGAAGCUAGAGCCUGAAUCCCAGAUCAGGGUGAGGGUCUGGAACUAACUUUAGCCUGUGGAGUUUCUCCAAACGGAGAAGACGAGGCUGUGCAUUGAUUCACUAUAAAACCAUUUUCCUCUAAAGUUAAGUUUCAUCUUACUCAUGAAACCCUCAGCCUGUUUAAAUCAUUUGUAAAACCCUGUUAACUAGCAAAUUCACGCUGGGAUUUGCCAUUGAUCUGGUCCAUUUGAUAAGUCUCAAAUAAUUCGUGGUAUCGUUGUUUGGUUUGCGGACAAAUGUUCCCUUGGCUUCAGCUCCCUUGUUUUUCAAGUUUCCUUGGUAGACUGAACUCCUGAAAAAUAAUCCCAAAUGCCUGAAAGGUUUCUUUUUAAAAAAGAAAGACUAUUUAGAGUGCUAUCUAUAAAUAUAUUGUACUUUUUAUUUUGCGUAAUUUUACAUUUCAUGAAAUGUUAGUUUCAAAGAGAAA
Mirounga angustirostris (Northern elephant seal) is the source of this 13351-nucleotide messenger RNA. It is a transcript of the gene TLL2, whose product is annotated as tolloid like 2. The record is from RefSeq and is a predicted model, not a curated record. The coding region runs from base 7273 to 10338 and encodes 1021 amino acids. Gene Ontology annotation, molecular function: calcium ion binding; zinc ion binding; metalloendopeptidase activity. The transcript is spliced from 21 exons. Gene Ontology annotation, biological process: proteolysis. Lineage: Eukaryota; Metazoa; Chordata; Mammalia; Carnivora; Phocidae.